AUGGGAACUCGUGCCCUGAAGAUUGUGCGCUUCCGCAGGCGGUACUACAUUCGUCACUACCCGUACGAUGGCUACUUCCAGGGUCUCGGCGCCGAAAUCGUCGCUAGCAUUCCCGCCGACCCGGACGAGUAUCGGAAAUGGCUCGAGUCUGUGCGAGACAUGUAUGCGGCCAGGGAACGUGUCGUCGAACAGGCCUACGAGAUGUGUGGCAGCUCUGGGCCAGGCAACUCUCAGUUUCACAAGUUCGCGACGCUCCCUUCAGAGUUGCCACGGCUGGAUCGCAUUGAUGCCGAAUACUUCUACAUCAUCAAUCUCGACCACGAGGUUCUAACCAUGAACUUCAGCAUACAUUGGAAGCUGGGGAACAUCCCACGCCAGGACGACUUGUGGCUCCGCUCGAUUGAGGACAGCAUCUACCAGGAUAAGCCCACCAUCUCUCUCGACCUUUGUCCACAAGAGCAUAUGGGGUCCCUGGCCUUGGAGCUGCCCGAAAAGAAUCAAGAGAUUGGCUAUUCUUUUCACACGGUGACGCCAAGAAUGGAUAUCAAAGAGGCGCCCAAGGUCUUCGCUACACGCCUUCUCGCGGGGGUGCUCAUCGAAUACAAGAAUGAUAUGAUUCGAUUUGGGAGAGAGUGGAGCCCAGACUCGUUCCCUUUCCGCGAGCUGACCUUUGCUCUCGUCUCAAUUGCCUCGGGCCAGGCCAAGUUCCAUUCUUUUCCCGCACAGCGAUGCCACCCUCGUCAUUGUCGCUACUAUGAUUGCACAGUGAAGCACCUUCCAAAAUCUGGAUGGCUUGAUCAAGAAUGGGCUGGCGAUGGUGCUCCAUUGAUGGAAUUUGGUUCCAUCGCUCAUCGGCCGGGCGGGCUUCCGGGAGCGUCGCCCACCGAGACCAUAUACUGGCACCAAAGUGUGCUCGUCAGUCUUACGCUAGUGAUUGAUGGGCAAGCAGUCACCAAGGCCGUCAGUUGGGGCAUCGAGCAGGGACGCACCGACUUUCAGAUAGUCGUCUUGUCGCUCUUCAAAGUGGCAUUUGUGGAGGUGUCGUCCGUGGGUGCAACCAAGGGACCACUCCUCAAAGUCAGUCAUGCUGUCCGCCUCUCGCCUCUACAAGCCGAAUAUUGUGGACCGCACGGAGACUACGGCGUCAAUUCCCCGGACUCGCGGCACUCGUCAACUUCUUCGACGUCGCUGCGAGUCGCCGUGCAGCAUCCAGACUUGGUCGACUACGACACGUGGAAGGCGUGUUCGGUCGUGUCGUACGAGUUCCGCUACUACAGUCUUUUCAAACACAGGGUUAACGAUUGUAUGAGAAUCGUGUCAGGACCCUUUGUGAGGCUGCAAAACUGUGGCGGCAAGAUGGAGCGUCGGCUAUCGUUCAAUUUUGAGAACAUGCAAACGGGCAAGAUUCUUCCGAUGAUGGAGGUGCCGAGUCGUGGUUGGAUGGAGGAGUGUAAUUCGAUGCCCGUCAUCGGCAGCGAUCGGAAGGCACUCAUGGCGGACAUGGUCGUUCAGUUUCGGCCUGUCGAGGACGUGCCCGUGGAGGCUGACAGUGAUGACGAACGGUGA
Hirsutella rhossiliensis is the source of this 1566-nucleotide messenger RNA. RefSeq lists its product as uncharacterized. NCBI's taxonomy places the organism in Eukaryota, Fungi, Ascomycota, Sordariomycetes, Hypocreales, Ophiocordycipitaceae. The transcript has 4 exons. Bases 1 to 1566 code for a protein of 521 amino acids. The record is from RefSeq and is a predicted model, not a curated record.